AUGCGUCAAACAGCUGUGCGACUAUCCAAGACUUAUACCCCGAUGAUCAAAUUCGUUGGGGGAAGACAUCCCCUCGUGCAACACUCUGGAUCUGCCACUUCACACCCUUGCACGAUCGAUGGUCUUCUGCCCGGUUCAAAAGACUGUGUCCCUGCAGGCGAGUUCCUCUCCAAGUUGAGACCGUUCGAAGUUGUGCCUUACAAGACCAAGAAAUCCGUCGCAAAAGGUGCCGGUGCAAGCACGGGCUCCAAUUACACGUUUACAUCGCGUCCCAUCAAUGAGAACGAGGUGGACUCCAUUUUUAAUCUGCCCAAAAGAUUUCAGCUUCCUCCUUUCGCUGAGGCUGAAAUGGAUGCUAUCAACGCCGGCGGCGCUCCGUGA
Molecule: messenger RNA, 381 nt
Organism: Lachancea sp. 'fantastica'
Lineage: Eukaryota; Fungi; Ascomycota; Saccharomycetes; Saccharomycetales; Saccharomycetaceae
Source: the annotation of a GenBank genome assembly